AUGGCGAUGAACCUCGAAAUUGAAUCCUAUCAUUCCUAUGGGGGGAAUCAUAACGUUGCUGAAUACGCAGUGAUUAUCGACGGCGUGGUAUUUGAAACCUGGGUCACAUCUUGUCCACACAAGGUACAAAAAUGGAUCAGAGGAAUCGAGAACUGGAACCAUCACCGGCUCCACCGCCUGAUCGUUGGUCUCGAUACUGAAUGGCGUCCGAACACCGUUCGUGGACAAGAAAACCCCGUCGCUAUUCUCCAGUUGUGUGUUAGCAGAAGCUGUCUCAUAUACGAAUUCCAUAGAGUUACACAUUACGACAAGCAGAAGCUGUAUAGGGAUUACGCUCUGGAAGUGGGGAAAACUGCGGAUCUGCGUGAAAGGGCUGCGCAUGAGUUGACAGAUGCUGAUCUUCGGAGCGCUGGAUUGAAGAAACUCGCGAAGGUGAUUCUGGGUAAGGAUGUUGGUAACGAGGAGCUAAUGAAGGUGAGAAUGAGUGAUUGGGACAAUAGCCAUCUCUCUAAUGAUCAAGUUUUGUAUGCAUGUCUUGAUGCUUAUCUUGCUUUUGCGAUUGGGAGGCAACUGGAGUCGUGGUAUGAUUAG
This is a messenger RNA of Lactuca sativa (garden lettuce), 591 nucleotides long. RefSeq lists its product as uncharacterized. NCBI's taxonomy places the organism in Eukaryota, Viridiplantae, Streptophyta, Magnoliopsida, Asterales, Asteraceae. Gene Ontology annotation, molecular function: nucleic acid binding; 3'-5' exonuclease activity. Gene Ontology annotation, biological process: nucleobase-containing compound metabolic process. Gene Ontology annotation, cellular component: cytoplasm; nucleus. The record is from RefSeq and is a predicted model, not a curated record.